AAGACGAAAAUAUUUCUGGGAGGGAAGAGCGCCACAAGGUCUUGGAAUCGAUCCGAGAGGUAGCGGCUAUCUUCUCGCUCGAUUGAUUGAUUGUAGCUCCAUCAGAACGCCCGCACAGUAUGGGAUGUAGAAUUGAGGGGUUUCGUCGAUCCCUUAUCUAAGAAUGCCAGGGCUUUGGUGAACCAUGGGAAAGCCAGAGAUCAUUUGUCCACCACAUAUCGAUAGUAUCUGUCCCAUUUGGCUCAAGGUUCCACGAGAGACUCAAGCAGUAUUCAUCGAUGCCACAUACAAAAUCCAACAAAUAGGUGAACUUGGUCUCCAUGGUGGUCCACCAAUCUCCUUCCGGCUCCAGAAAGAGCACUGGCUCCAUCUCGCUCACGAAUUUCUACUGGAGAAAGUGAAGCUGAACCAUGCCAGCAGCACGUUGUCAUGGAACCAAAGCAAGCAGCUCGAGAAACUAGAGCAGUGGAACGAGCCGUGGUUCUUUGAGAUCCUCGGUGAUCCCGUGAAGGACGUUUCGGCCGAGCUGCGAAGCAUAAGGAGACUUCUGGACGAUCAACGCCUGGAUCCAUGUGACGCUUUGAGAGGUUUCAUCAACUUGCACCUCAAGACGGAAGCGUACAAAGACUGUCCUGGAGCUUACUGGGCACUGGACUACACCCAGAUGCUCGUUUCGCAACUUCUAGUAUCCCAAUCACCUUCGCAAGUCUACCACCUUGUUCUCGAUUUCGUCAAGGACUUUUGGACCCCUCCCGAGCUUCUGGACGAGGCCAAGGCCUGGGCCUGCUUUUACGUUGGCGUGGGUACCAGCAAGAGCAGCAACACGGACGAUUCUACGAGCUGGUUUCGGAGGAGCUUGGAACUUGCAAGAAGCUACAAUCUCCUUAGCCAGGCCAGUGAGAUGCUGGGAGAUAUUUAUCUCGGAGAACGGGAGCUGAUUUCUCAUAGCAGGAAACAGGCUCAAAUGGUUUAUGGAAUCCAGCACUGGGCUGCUGUGAAGCUCCAGAGAGUGGAUGUGGCGCUACACGCACUCUGCAAGCUCUUUCAAGUUGAGUUCUACGCCGGAAACCUUCAUGAGGCCGAGGCACUUGCCAACAAGCUGCAGGGAAACCAUGCCGGGGGUUACGUCGCUGCUCAAAUCCACGAGAUGCAUGCAUGCAUCAACUUCGCUCAGAAGAGAUUUGGCGAGGCCGAGGCGGCCAGCCUCGAAGCUCUCCAGAUCCUGGAGCAACUUUCGACAGACAUGCUACCCGAGAGCUUCUCAUACUUUGAAACGCAACAGCCGGACACGAGUCAUCCCGUUUGCUGGCCGCAAGUCAUGGAAAAUGUCAUGGAGUCAGCUCGACUUGUCUUGGGGAUUUCACGGCUAUCCAGGGAGUUUUCAGCUAAUCACGAAGGAACCCAGGAAGCAGAAGAGAAGUUGCAAAUGCUUGUCUCCAUGCAAGGGCUUGUUCCGAAGGCCAAUCACAACGCUCUAGCUGCGGAGCUCGUCCGGAACCGAGCGACAGCCGAGAUUUAUCACCGAGGCGACCUUGAAGGAGGGGAAUCCAGCACUGCUCAACUCUUGGACCUCUGCAGCAAAAAUACCUCUUCCAAGUGCGUACGAAUGAUCAACAUGACGGAGGCUGUGAGCUUUGUGGUGGAGUUGGCAAAGGCAAAUGCCCACAGGAACAAGCUAGACGGCGACAAACUCCAAGAACGCAACUGUGACUCGAUCAUCGACAGCAUUCUUACAGCAAACCAGGAUCUAGCAGGGAUGUUCACUGUUGGAGAUCUCCUGAAAGCCAGGAGAAGAAAGGCUUUUCGGCCUUUGCAGCGGGAAAAACAUCUGCUGUGCUGGUACCAGCAGGAGAGCAGACGUCCGGGGCCUCGUGAUAUCGAUAACGUGGACACCAUCUGGGAAGAACUGGAAGCGGUCUACAAGUCGGCGAGAGACGACACUGUGUUUCUCGUCUACCUUUGGGACUGGGUGUAUCCGUUCGUAGAGCUUCCCAGCCAAAGUAAGAUGCACAGCUAUCUCUUGAAUCCAAAUGAAGAAGAAGCCCGGUGGCACGCUCAGGCUGUUGGACAGCUCUACUCCAAAGUUUACGACAUGCGGAGAAACCUUGCCGAGGACGAGGAUAUUAGGAAGUGCCUGGAGGAGCUUCAUCAGCUGCUCAUCUCACCCUGGUCGGAGGAGCUCAAACGAAUCCAACCAAAGCGGCUGGUUGUCAUCCCAACUUCGGUGGUGGCGAUGGUGCCGUUUGCUGCAUUGCUGGACCCGGAGGACGGACUCUACCUGGUGGAGAAGUAUGCAAUCUCGUACUCGCCAUCCCUGAGAAUGGUCGAGAGAUUCAUAGGUAACAAAAGCGACCAGGUGGUCAUCAAGCAGGCUAUGGUGGUGGGAAAUCCAGACGACUCGCUGGAAUCGGCAGAAGACGAGGCCGUGCUCGUGGUCAACAAGCUCAUGCAACGAGGAUCAUGUCAGGUGGAUCUCUUAUUGGGUCUUCAAGGCAGGCGAGCCCGUGAGAUGGACGAAGCUGCCGCAGCAACUCGUGCAGCAGUGAUGGACUCGUUUUCCAGCAGUCGCUGGAUCCACAUCGCGGGACACUCGUCGAUCAACAACAACUUUCCUUGCGGUGCUCUGCAUCUGGAGGACGGGAGCUUGUCAAUGGAAGAAAUCGAAGAGAAACUUCGCCGUCACAGAGAGGUGGCGAGCUUCGGAGUGGUGCUGAGUGGAUGCAGCACUGCCCUGGGACAGAUCGAAAUGCAAGGGAUAACAGGGCUGUGCCGGUGUUUCCACGACGCUGGGGUUUCGGUGGUGGUGGCUUCUCUCUGGAACGUGGACGACUUUGAAACACAGCUGCUUGUGGAAAAAUUUUAUGCCGAGGCAUGCAAGGGUGUGGAGAUUGCCGUGGCUUUGCAGUCCGCGAUGAAGUCGAUGAUCCACUCGAAGAACUUCAUGGGAGCUCCAGCUUACACUGUCAAUCAAUGGGCAGCUUUUACAGUCUCUGGAGAUCUUUACUCUGCUCUCAGCUUUUGAAACACAACUGACUCUCAUGAGUUUCAUCUCAGCUUUGUGCACCAGUCUGAUCUGAGUCGACUCUCCGCUGAAAGCAACUUCCCCAAGUCCACAGAAGCUCAC
Molecule: messenger RNA, 3124 nt
Organism: Selaginella moellendorffii
Lineage: Eukaryota; Viridiplantae; Streptophyta; Lycopodiopsida; Selaginellales; Selaginellaceae
Exons: 6
Coding region: 185-3022 (945 amino acids)
Source: RefSeq, a predicted model, not a curated record